AUGAACAGAAGAACAACGUUGCUUGUUCGAACCCUCCUGUUCCUCUUCCUCCUCAACUCUUUCUCUCUCUUCAUCUACUUCACCCACUACCACUCUUCAAAACCCUCUUCAUCAUCAUCAUCAUCGUCGUCAUCAUCUUCUUCCUUGAAAGUCAACACCUCUCUCACACCCUUUUCCCACCAAACGCACUAUUCAAAGCCAUGGCCUAUUCUCCCCUCUUACCUCCCCUGGUUGGGGAACCCCACUGCGCCUCUCCGCUCCUGCGAGGCUUACUUCGGGAACGGCUUCACGGGCCGCCGAGACCUACUCCACCCCCGAGCCGGCGCCGGGUGGUUCCGGUGCUGGCGCAGUGACACUCUCCAGAGCUCCGUGUGUGAGGGGGGCCGACUGCGCAUGGUGCCGGAGAGGAUCACGAUGGCGGCUGGCGGGGAGAGUUUGACCGCGGUGAUUGGGAGGAGGGAGGAGGAGGAGCUGCCGGCGUUUCAAAACGGUGCUUUUGAGGUUGAUGGGGGUGGAUUCGUUGACCGGGAGUUUCUGGUGGACCGAGAGUUUUUGGAUCGGUUUGUACCGAGGGGAGAGGUCACGAGGCACACCAUGAGGGACUUGAUCGGCAAGAUUAGGAUCGUGGGAGGGAAGGAUUUUGAAUGUGAUGAGUGGAUUGAGGAGCCAACACUUCUGGUGACACGUUUUGAGUAUGCUAAUCUUUUUCACACUGUUACAGACUGGUACAGUGCUUAUGUUUCUUCUAGAGUCGUUGGUCUACCUAAUCGACCUCAUUUGAUCUUUGUUGAUGGCCACUGUAUGGCUCCUCUUGAAGAGACAUGGAAGGCCUUAUUCUCAAGCCUCAAAUAUGCCAAAAACUUCAGUGGUUCAGUUUGUUUUCGUCAUGCUAUUCUCUCACCUUUGGGAUAUGAGACAGCAUUGUUUAAAGGACUAACAGAAGAUAUUGAUUGUUAUGGAGCUCCUGCACAAGAACUGUGGCAAAACCCUGAUGACCACAAAACUGCACGCCUUUCUGAGUUUGGAGAAAUGAUCAGAGCAGCAUUCGGGUUACCUUUAAACAUACACCAUGGUGGAAAACCAUUCUUUGGACACAAUGUCCUCUUUGUUCGUCGAGAAGAUUAUUUAGCUCAUCCACGACACGGUGGUAAAGUUGAAUCACGACUAAGUAACGAGCAAGAAGUGUUUGAGUCCUUGAAGAGCUGGGUAUCCAGUUAUAAAGGGUGUAAAAUUUACCUUGUCAAUGGAUUGUUCGCUCACAUGUCAAUGAAGGAUCAGGUUCGAGCCAUUCAAGAUGCAUCAGUCAUCAUUGGUGCGCAUGGUGCCGGUCUUACUCAUAUAGUAUCUGCAUUGCCUAACACUGUGAUUCUGGAGAUCAUUAGCAGCCAAUUCAGACGCCCCCAUUUUGCAUAUAUUGCACGGUGGAAAGGGUUGGAGUAUCAUGCAAUCAACCUCCCCGGAUCACAUGCCGAUCCCGGAACCGUGAUCAAGGAGCUGGCUGACAUAAUGAAAAGCCUUGGAUGUUGA
Molecule: messenger RNA, 1527 nt
Organism: Sphenostylis stenocarpa
Lineage: Eukaryota; Viridiplantae; Streptophyta; Magnoliopsida; Fabales; Fabaceae
Source: the annotation of a GenBank genome assembly